AUGGGGAUUCAGGGCUUGCUUCCAUUACUCAAAUCCAUCCAUAAACCAUGCAACCUGAAGAAGUUCGAAGGCAAAACUCUCGGUGUUGAUGCAUAUGGUUGGCUGCACCGGGGAACUGUAGCCUGUGCUAUGGAACUUGCAAAAGGCCAACCAACAAGAAAAUUCGUCGAUUUUGCAAUGCACCGGGUGCGCAUGCUGCAGCAUUUUGGAGUUACACCAUUUUUAAUAUUUGACGGAGACUACCUCCCUAGCAAGGCAGCAACAGAAUUGGAUCGAGAAAAGAGAAGGGAGGAAAGCAAAAGGAAAGGACAGGAGCUUUUGAACGCAGGCAAGCCAUCACAAGCAUAUCUCGAAUUCCAAAAAGCGGUUGAUGUGACCCCCGAAAUGGCCCGCCAAUUGAUCGACGAAUUAAAGGAUAAUGGAAUACAGUAUAUCGUAGCUCCGUACGAAGCGGAUUCCCAGAUGGUAUAUCUAGAGAGGAAAGGCAUUAUUCAUGGCAUACUUUCUGAGGAUUCCGAUCUCUUGGUCUUUGGCGCAAAAUGUCUCUUGACGAAGCUGGACCAGUACGGAAAUUGCAUUGAGAUUAACAAAGCGGACUUUUGCGCCUGCAAAGAAAUUACUCUCACCGGUUGGUCUGACAAGGAGUUCCGCCAAAUGGCAAUAUUGAGCGGUUGCGACUAUCUCGCUAGCAUCAGCAACAUGGGGCUCAAGACAGCUUACCGCAUGGUUCGAAAACAUAAGACGAUAGAAAAAGUAAUCCGCAUGCUCCAAUUCGACGGUAAAUUCCAUGUACCGAAAGGUUAUUUGGAAAAUUUUUACCAAGCCGAAUUGACUUUCCUCCACCAACGUGUCUACUGUCCGGAAAGUCAAUCUCUGGUACUUCACACACAACCUCAGGUUCCAAUUGAGGAAGACAAGAUGCCUUUCAUUGGAAGUUAUGUAGAGCCAGAGAUCGCCCAAGGUGUUGCCAGAGGAGAUCUGAACCCAAUGACCAAGCAGCCAAUUGUGGUUCAGGUUGUGACGAGGAGGAAAAUGGUCAAUUCGACACCUCUUUCUUCUCGCCCACAACACUUGAGAUCGGCGUUGUCAAGUGAUAUCAAGAAGGGGAAAUCAAUUCAAGCAUUCUUCGCGCCAAAACGCAUUCCUCUUGGAGAACUUGACAUCAACUGCUUCACGCCAUCCCCAAGCCAACAAGACGCUCUUCGACGCAACUCUGGUCCUUGGAUGUCAAGCCCAGUUCCUCGACCUUAUCUCCAUCGUUCAACUACCGAUGUUGAAUCCAUCCCUCAGUCUGCACCUCAGCCUCGCAAUUCAAUAGGUCGCCAGACUCGAGCACCGACCAUCUCCGAACCUCGGCCAUCAAAACGUGUUCGCCUUUGUGCUGAGGAGGAUGCAGGUACCCCAACCAGUAACAUUGAGUUGGGUUCAAGUCGAUUCUUCACAGCGCCAGCCCCUGAACCCAGUCCCACUGUUCGCCGAAAUGCAAGGACUAAGCGAGCGGCAAAAGAAGAUGUGACAAUAUUCUCGGAUGAUUCUGUUGAAGAAGCGAUGCUCAGUCUCCCAGAUGCCGAUGGGUUUGGCUCGCAAGGGUCUAGAAGCAAGAUGCAAAUCUUCAGCGAGGAAUCGACAACCUCCCAAGACUCGAAUGGACAGAGCACCUUCGCCGAGGAGACCUCUGAAUCUCAAGAAACGGCUCCAAGUCUGACUGCCUCGGCAUCUUUCACCAGUAUAGACGAACAACCACCAACGCCACCAAAAACCACUUCAGCACCAGCUCCUAUCAGGAAGUUGAAAGAGAGGUUUAAUUUUGCGGCGACUCCCAAAUCUAACACCAACGUCCACGGCCUACCUACACCAGCAUCAUCAGCUUCAAAGCGCCCCUCGAUGAUUCCUAUCGCCGUCAAACCUAACGUUCCAGGCGCAAAACCAUCACCAUUCUCCACAAACGCCAAACUGACACCCCUCCAACGUCUGGGAGCCUCCGUCAUGAAUAGACCCAACAAGUCCCCCAUGACACCUCCACAAACGCCCCUCUUCAUCACCAAACCGCCACCACGCCGCAGCUCAAUUCUCUCAAAAAACAGUGUUCCAUUUCCUGAAGUCGCAAGGGACCAAGAGAACACAAACGCCACCCUCGAACCAGCAGCAACCCCGCUGCCAGUCUCCGAUAAAUUCGAGGAUAAAGCUUUGACAGGCAGCGAAGACCUGAUCAUCCAUGACAGCGAGGACGAUGAGGCUCUGUCCCCUGUUGCUCCGCGUUUGGACCUUGGAAAAUUCGUUUUUUCGCAA
Messenger RNA from Lachnellula hyalina, 2289 nucleotides. It is a transcript of the gene exo1, whose product is annotated as Exodeoxyribonuclease. The transcript has 3 exons. Gene Ontology annotation, cellular component: nucleus. The record is from RefSeq and is a predicted model, not a curated record. Gene Ontology annotation, molecular function: 5'-3' DNA exonuclease activity; 5'-flap endonuclease activity; DNA binding. NCBI's taxonomy places the organism in Eukaryota, Fungi, Ascomycota, Leotiomycetes, Helotiales, Lachnaceae. The annotation marks the transcript as partial. Gene Ontology annotation, biological process: DNA recombination; mismatch repair; DNA double-strand break processing.